GAAGAAGACGAUAGUGGUGAUCAACUAUCUAAUUUUCAAUUUCAUUUCCAAAUGUCUCACUAUUUAAAAAAUAUCGUUUAAAAAAUCAUUAAUGCUUACACUUUGAAAUAAUUUUAUCACAAUUUAUAUCAUUUUAAUUUUUCAAUCGAGUUUUAAACUAACUUUUGUAUUUCAUCCUCAUCCGCCUCUUAUCUUCUUUCUCCCUCGCUCCCAAGUCUCAACACGCGCACGUCGAUGGCAGUAUCUCGGAGCAUGUCGCCGGCAAUUUCCAGUCCAACUACCCCUUUUUACCACCCAUCUUCAUCUCUCUCAAUUUUUCCAAAAACCCAUCGUCCUUCCCAUUUGUUUCGAACCAUAACCUUUUCAACCACUUCCAAUUUCCCCCGUAAUUCCAAAACUUCAACUUCAGUUUCAGGAAUCUGGGACGCCAUUACAGGAGGAGCCGGUUCAUCCCGUGAAGCCCUAAUCGCAAUUCGACGAGGAAUGGUUCUCUUUCGUCAGGGUGAUGUAGCGGGGUCUGUAGCAGAGUUUGAUAAUGCAAUUCAACUUGAUCCUCGUCAAAAGGCAUAUCUUUGGCAAAGAGGGCUCUCACUGUAUUACCUUGAUAGAUUUGAAGAAGGGGCAGAGCAAUUCCGAAUAGAUGUAGCACAAAAUCCAAACGACACUGAGGAGUCAAUUUGGUGUUUUCUUUGUGAAGCUCAACUAUAUGGAGCGACUGAAGCAAGAAAACGAUUUCUUGAGGUUGGAAGAGAUCCUAGACCUGUAAUGAGAGAAGCAUAUAACAUGUUCAAAGAUGGUGGUGACCCUGAAAAGCUUGUAGAUGUUUUUUCUAAAGGACGAGCGAGUGAGUAUUUUUAUGCUUCCCUAUACGCCGGCCUUUAUUAUGAAUCUCAGAAUGAAGCUGACAAAGCCAAAGUUCACUUGGUUGCUUCAUGUAAAUCACCUUAUGGAGAAAGGUUGGAUGAUUAUAUGGCAUCCUUGGCGAAAGUUCAUUGUCAGUGUCGAAAGUGGGAGUUGUAGUUGAAUUCCAUAUAGCUCGAUCCACCUUUUGUAAAUUGAAUUUGACUCUUCGAGAAAUCCAUUUUAUAGAUACAUGAAAUUAUAUGUUAGAAACGUAAAAAGAUUUUAUGUAAUAUAAAAGGUGUAAAUAACCUUAAAGAUUUUGUUAAUCUUUAUUUUGGAGUAGCUACAGAAGAUGAUGAACAAUUAUUGUGAAAAAAAACACAAAUCGCCGAAAUGUCAUCAAUUGCGAUCCCUCUUCUUUUGCGUUUCCAUUCACGGACUGCACGAUCCACUAGACGUUUAGCCGAUUUGGCCUUGUCUGCUGUCGAUGACACAAUCUCGACUGCUUCUUCAUUUGAAACAACAUCCCACAC
Messenger RNA from Lactuca saligna, 1376 nucleotides. The record is from the annotation of a GenBank genome assembly. NCBI's taxonomy places the organism in Eukaryota, Viridiplantae, Streptophyta, Magnoliopsida, Asterales, Asteraceae.